This is a messenger RNA of Parasteatoda tepidariorum (common house spider), 1244 nucleotides long. RefSeq lists its product as uncharacterized. Lineage: Eukaryota; Metazoa; Arthropoda; Arachnida; Araneae; Theridiidae. The record is from RefSeq and is a predicted model, not a curated record. Gene Ontology annotation, cellular component: chitin-based extracellular matrix. Gene Ontology annotation, molecular function: structural constituent of chitin-based larval cuticle.
UUAAAAUUUAUUUAUGGUACGUUAAAAUCCGAUUUUCUGGAUCAAAAGUUAUGAUGAUUCUCUCGGUUUUUAUUUUGCACAAUAUCUAUUCAUAUAAUGGUUCUUCUCUUUUUGUUUCACUCUAGGCAUGUAUAGUCACAGCUAUGGUGGCUUUUCUUGGAAUUCGUGGAAAGAUGGUGGUUGGAAUUAUGACGAAUAAAAUGGCCGGUGAAGGCAUGAACGGGGGAAGUGACGACCCAAUAAGUGGAGAACCAAUGUUACAUAAACCUUACAGUUUCGAGUACAAGGCACCGGUUCUCAUAGGCAACAUAUACCACUCAGAAAAAAAAGAUGGUAAUGGUAAGGUUUCGGGCUCUUAUGGAUACACAGAUGCCCAAGGAUUGUACAGACAAGUUGACUACGUUGCCGACGAGCAUGGAUUUCGUGCCAUAGUGAAAACGAAUGAGCCAGGUACCUCGCGAAGAGAAGAAGAUGGAGUUGCAGCCGAUGUAGUUCUGCAAUCAGACUCACCACCGGCUGGACUGCAAGAAGGAUUUUCAAAAAGUGAAGAGAGUGGACAAGGAAAAAGACCUUUGAUUGAUAUGAUUGCAAUGGACAGUAUGAGAGGAGGAAUGGGUGAUGCUAUGGGUGAACAGGGAGGUAUUAGGGAUGGAGGAAUGGGUAAAAUAGUUGGUUUUAUGAAUGGUAAAAUGGGUGUUAUUAUGGAUGGUAAAAUGGGUGACAUUAUAGACAGAGGAAUGGGUAAAACGGGUGGUAUUGCGGAUGGAGAAAUGGGUGCUGUUAUGGGUGGUAAAAUGGACAGUAUUAUUGAUAGAGGAAUGGGUAAAAUGGGUGGUAUUGUGGAUGGAGAAAUGGGUAAAAAAGAUAGUAUUAUCUAUAGAGGAAUGGGUAAAAUGGGUGAUAUUAUGGAUGGAGAAAUUAACAAUAUGGGUGGUAUUAUGGAUGGAGGAAUGGUUAAAAUGGAUGGUAGUAUGGGCAGAGAAAUGGGUAUAAUUAUGGAUGGAGAAUUCGGGAAAAAAGGUGGUACUGUGGAUGGAGGAAUGGGUAAAAUGGGUAGUAGUAAUGCUGGAGAAAUGGGUGGUGUUAUGGAUUGGAAGUGGGAGAAAAUAGGUGGUAUUGUGGAUGAAGGAAUAGGUAAAAUGGGUAGUAAUAUGGAUAGGGAUACAGGGAAAAUAGGUGGUAUUGUAAAUGGAGGAAUGGGCAGUAUUAAUAAUGAAUGGCAUGUGAAUAAGAAUGUGGGGUGA